Molecule: messenger RNA, 1976 nt
Organism: Xenia sp. Carnegie-2017
Lineage: Eukaryota; Metazoa; Cnidaria; Anthozoa; Malacalcyonacea; Xeniidae
Exons: 10
Coding region: 8-1720 (570 amino acids)
Source: RefSeq, a predicted model, not a curated record
AGACAAAAUGGCUUUUGACAAGGAAUAUUUGCAGUCAGUACAUUCCUACAUGUCAAACCUCCGUGUUCCAAUAACUUUGGAAGGUCAGCAUGAAAAAAUUCAUGAGUAUUGUCGUUUGAUUGAAUCUAUUGCUGAAGUUUGUCAAGUUAAAGUCAGCGAGCUUAAAGAACGUUAUGAUGAAUUCAGUUCAAAGACGUGCGAUGAGUUUUCCAAGAUGAAAAUUGAGAGGCCGCAAAUUAUGCAGGAAUCUUGUGUGUCAGAUCAUGGCGAAGAAUACCAAGAUCCCCCGCCUCAAAAUAUUCUGCAGAGCGAAAGGAAAAGUCUUCCACAAGAAUGCGAUGAGCCAAAUACAGACAAUCAAGCGGGAAACGUGAAUGACAAUUCGAUAGAAGAGCCUGCGCACGAAACAAAUACAAAUGAUGAGGACAAUGGCUUUAGUUCUCAAGGCAUAUUAACUGGUGAAAACAAUGGUCAAGUGCCAUGCACCCUUGAGGAAUUAUUAGACAGCAAAUCAACGCCAUUGGAGACAGACGUGCUGUUAGGUGUGCAAGACGGCAUAAAUGGAGAACCUGGGGAUGAAAACGAUGAAGCAAUUGACGAUAAGACAGUGUCGUCGAAAGAGUGCGAAGAUGCCUCCUAUAAAACAGCAUAUUCGUCUCAGGAACGUGACUUCGCUCAACUAAUUAAAAUAAUUGAUGAAGACAAUGAAGAUAAAUUUAAAAUCGUUAAUGAAUCAUGCGAGAGCAAAUCUACGUCAUUGGAGAUGGACAAAGUCGAUGGAUUAUGUGACACAUACUAUGAGAUGGAGGAAGGUCCUGCUGUUCCAACAAAUGAGAUUACUGAAUCUUCAUCCGAGGAGCCUGAAAUAAACGGUGUACACUCGAGUUAUAAUGUCGAUAGCAACCAUUUGAAUCAUUUAAAGAGCAAUCAAGAUUUACAACCUUUCGCACAUUCCUUAAAAUUCAUCAAAAGGAAAGCAGACUCAAUUUCAAGAGAAAUCAGGAAAAACGAUGGAAAAGCGUUGUUCUGUAAAUUUGCACCAUGUGCGUUGGCUAACCUACUACUGUUGUUAACUACCUUGCAAAUUUAUUUCUGUCCUGUACAGCUGAUUCAAAAAUUGGGUCAGAUUUCGUUGGGCACCAAGUUUGUGAUGAAAAUUUUGAAGUUGCUGAAAGAUGAGCAAGAACUAAAUGAGCUAAUGAAAGAAGAAAAUGAGGAUUGGGAAAAGCUAAUGAAGGAAGUAAAUGAGGAUUGGGAACAGCCAAUGAAGGAAGUGCUAGCAAAACUAAAAAAAACGGUGGUGAUGCCAUGUACAAACGUUCUUAUUGCCCUACAAAGAAAACGCUUCUUAACAUCAUUCGUCAAAAAAGAGUUUGGUGUUUACAGAAAACAGUAUUUUCUAAAUACAGCUAUUAAUGAAUUUAAAAUGUCGCAGCAUAAAGCAGGACUUAUGAUUUAUAUCACUGCCGAGAAGAGUCAUUGUGUCGUCUUGAUUAAGGACAAAAAUGGUGAAGAAGUGAAUAUUUACGACGCUACUAUCAACGAAGAUGAAGUCGAAAAUUUGGAAAAUCUUCGCAGCUUACAGAUCCUCGUAUUGACUUAUACGAAUGAUAAGAAUGAUAAGAUACCUCUCAUUGAAAAAGAAUGGUUUAUGUGCAAAGAGUUUUUUUGUUCAAAUAACUAUGAUGAAGCGCACAAAAGCAAUAUCUCAGCCAAUUAACUGGAUUUUUCUUUUUUAUAGUGAUUUGCAAUCAAUUUUGUAAUGCAUGUAGUAAGUUGUCACAGUUUUACGGUUUAUUAAUUGGUGAGAUGUCAAAUUUUUGAGUAUCAUAUAAUCACAAUGAUUUUUUUCUUAAAAAUCGUUUGUUUAAGUGUAAAUUUGGUGAGAGCUUUUGGUAUAAAUAUGUAUCGUUAUAGUUAAUUGCUACGUAUAAUAUAUCUUUAAUAAUAAUAAUAAUGAUGAUGAUAAUGAUGAU